Anolis sagrei ordinatus is the source of this 1391-nucleotide messenger RNA. It is a transcript of the gene HOXD1, whose product is annotated as homeobox D1. Gene Ontology annotation, cellular component: nucleus. NCBI's taxonomy places the organism in Eukaryota, Metazoa, Chordata, Lepidosauria, Squamata, Anolidae. The record is from RefSeq and is a predicted model, not a curated record. Gene Ontology annotation, biological process: regulation of transcription by RNA polymerase II. Gene Ontology annotation, molecular function: RNA polymerase II cis-regulatory region sequence-specific DNA binding; DNA-binding transcription factor activity, RNA polymerase II-specific.
AUGAACUCUCUGCUGGAGUACCUGGCGCGGGGCGGGGAGGCCUUGGGCUUGGCGGGAGGGCAGGUUGGGGAGGGCGGCGUGGGGAGCCUGCCCGCCUUGGCCCACCCGCGCCGCCCCCCGCCGCCUGCCUGCGCCUUCUCCUCGGCCGAGGGCAGCCUCCUCCUCCGGCCACAGCAGCCCCCCGGCGCCCACUACCCGGCCUGCCUCUUCUCCGUGGACUACGGCGGGGGAGGGCUGGCCCGGGCUUUCCAGCCGGGCCCCGAGGAUGCGCCCCCGCUGCCCAGCCCCGACUUCUGCCGCUGCGCCCAGGCCGCGCGCAGCACCUUCGAGUGGAUGAAAGUCAAGAGGAACGCCGGCUCCAGCGCCGGAGUCAAAAGCAAGUUCCCGGCUUAUGGGCCCUCUCCCAGCCCCCCCAACCCGGCCAGGACCAACUUCAGCACCAAGCAGCUGACCGAGCUGGAGAAGGAAUUCCACUUCAACAAAUACCUCACCCGGGCGCGCCGCGUGGAGAUCGCCAAGGCCCUGGGCCUCAAUGACACGCAGGUCAAGAUCUGGUUCCAGAACCGGAGGAUGAAGCAGAAGAAAAGAGAGAGAGAAGGGGUGUUGAUCCCUCCCCCAGGCGGGCCUUUCCCUGCUUCCCCCGCAGGUUCCAGCCCCACGAGGCCAGGGAUGGGCGCUCCUGUCCCCUCUUCCCCCGCCCAGGCUUGACCAGACUUGGCAGAGACGUGGUGGCAAAACCCAGUGGAGGAAGGAAGGAAACUCCCCUAAACCGCGCUUGAGAUCCUGCACUGUUUGAGUUUCAAAGAGGAAGCAACCCCAAGGCGACCAUUGCACUAACUUCUAUUACGCCACCCGCGAAAAAGUCCGGCUUCCUCGCGUGUAGGAUGACGAUUUGCUGCUUUUAUAGAGAACCAAUGGCCUGUGAUUAUGACUUGUUUACAUUUUAUUUCUAGGCGUUUUCAGGGAAAGCUGCUCUCAACCUUGACAUGCUGCUAAACGUUGCUGCUGGCCCCCUUGAGUUGAUGAAGCUCUACUUCAUCAGGGCUGAUGUUUAAAGGAACUGUCCUGGUCUCUCGGCCUUUGCUUGCUGCCUUGGACUGUUUUGACAGUCUGUCCACUUUGCCUUCUUUCUUUCUCUCCUCACCUUCACUUAGGUGGGGGUCCUAAAAAGCAAAAACCAAAGACAGGGAGUUUAUUUAUUUUAUAAGACUCCUAUUCAAAUGUUGGGCUUUGAUUUGACAUUAUUGCACAGAGCUUUUCCAAGGUGCGUAAACACAAUCAUGAGCUAGACCCUAGUAUCCUUGAAGUCUCUUCACUUGCAGAGGUGUUUGCCUCAAAAUCCCAGACCUAACCAAUGAAAACCGACAUUAAACUUCUGCAAAACUUCACUA